Molecule: messenger RNA, 683 nt
Organism: Diuraphis noxia (Russian wheat aphid)
Lineage: Eukaryota; Metazoa; Arthropoda; Insecta; Hemiptera; Aphididae
Molecular function (GO): odorant binding
Source: RefSeq, a predicted model, not a curated record
UUCAAUACAAAUAUGUUUACCAAAGUUCUGUUGAUUUGCCUUUUGACGGCUACUUCGGUGAUAACUGAAAGUGUUGCAAAAAAAUAUAACAACCAAAAUGAAAUCAUAAAUGACAUGUUUGAUAACAUGUAUACGUGUAUGCAAGAACUGGACAUAAAUACUGACGUUUGCGGUGAAUUGUUGUUGAAAGAUAAAGACCACAAUGAUAAGAAGUACGAUAACUGUAAGUGCUUCGGACCGUGUGUGGCGAAGAAAAUGGGAACGAUGAACUCGGAUACCGGCAAGUGGAACUGGGCCAGAUUUAAAGAGUUAUCGGAAUUAAUGAACAACGAAAUGCUCAAGAACGAGUCGAUCAUACUACAAACGCACUGCAUGGACGAAGUAAACACUCACUGCACAGCCGGUCACGUGCUUAUGAAAUGCGUCUUGGAGAAUUCCCCGAUGGCUCAAGAUAUAGUCAAAAACUAUUUAUCCGUGAAAGAAUACAUGCCAAAUGAAGAAGAAGCCACAAAAUAAAAAUAAAAUACAUACCUAAUAAUAUCUUUAGUUAAAAAAAUUGUACAAUAUACACGAUAAUAACAAUAAUUGUUAUAAAAUAUGUAUGUACACAAAUAGUGUAAUGCACUUAGACUUAAGUAGGUACGCGUCAUUUUUACGUUUCAAUUAAAAAUAAUAGCAAAAAC